This is a messenger RNA of Prorocentrum cordatum, 652 nucleotides long. The record is from the annotation of a GenBank genome assembly. NCBI's taxonomy places the organism in Eukaryota, Dinophyceae, Prorocentrales, Prorocentraceae.
CAUGGCGCCGCCCGAGAUGCCGCCAUUGGCCGACAGUGCGGCUCAUCGCCACGCGGCGGAGCGAUCUUCCAACCCCGCGCAGUCGCCGGAAGAGGCCUUCCCGCACGCGGUGGUCAAGGUCGCCGACCAUCUGCCGCUCGAGGCGAUGGCGGCCCUCAGCGGCUCGAGGGCGGCCACGAUCACGGCCGCGGUGGCCUGGGCGUGCAUGGCCAGCAGGGCCCUCGGAGGCGGCGCGGCGUUCAGCGCGCGCCGCGCGCGGAUGGAAGCGGGCGCGGCGGCCAGGCUCGCGGAGGGCGCCAACUUGAAGGGCGCCCGGGCCGACCUACAGGCGCUGCCGCACAAGGGGGCGGUGUCCGAUGCGGUGCCAGACGCGGGCUUCGAUUCCACGUGCGACAAGGACAUCGGCCAGGCCGGGCCGGCGGCCGUGGCCACGUUCCUCAGUUGCGCGGCGUUGACCACCGUGGCCCAUGACUCGCCGUCGCCGCUCGGCGCAGCCAUCGCAGUCGAGGCCAUAAGCGACGCCGACGCGGCAGUCGCGGAGGCUGCGGCCGGCGCCCCUCUUGUCUCGGAGCUGCUGACCGCUGGCCUGAUGACCGACCCCCUGCGCGAUGGGCCUGGCGGCGUCGGGAUCGGCACGCGCGGCGCCGCCGAG